Molecule: messenger RNA, 3789 nt
Organism: Protopterus annectens (West African lungfish)
Lineage: Eukaryota; Metazoa; Chordata; Ceratodontiformes; Protopteridae
Gene: JAKMIP1
Product: janus kinase and microtubule interacting protein 1
Exons: 22
Coding region: 208-2838 (876 amino acids)
Molecular function (GO): kinase binding; GABA receptor binding; microtubule binding
Source: RefSeq, a predicted model, not a curated record
AAUUUACAUCAUUUCAAAAUCUUCAUAGAAGUACCUGGCUGGCUGCAGAAAUAAUGAGGGCAGCUCCCAAUUCUGGACUUAAAAGAAGAUGAUGAUGGCUGGGGCUUGUGAGAGUAGUAUUUUGAUGAAACAGGUGGAUUUGCUGAUGUACAGAAAGCAGGCUGCCUCAGAUUGCUUUUCAGUGUGAAAUUAAGAUUGCUAAAGGCAAUGUCAAAGAGGAGUCGUGGAAAGGUUGAAAAGCGUGAAACAGAUAUGGAAGCUUUACAGGCUGCAAAUGAAGAACUAAGGAUGAAGCUGACAAACAUCCAGAUAGAACUACAACAAGAGAAAUCUAAGGUUAGUAAACUACGAGAGAGGGUCCAAGAUAUUAAGCAAGAACGUGAUCAAGAGCAGUACAAGCAUACAGUAUAUGUUUCAGAGCUAAAGGCAAAACUUCAUGAGGAGAAGAUCAAGGAACUUCAGGCUGGACGAGAACUCCUACUAAGGCAGCAUGAGCAAGAAUUAUCACGUGUGAUGAAAGUCAAGGACUGGGAGAUUCAGCGUCUACAGUCCACUGUGAAUAUGCUGAGGGAUGGAGCAGCAGAUAAAGUAAAAGCUGCCUUAAUGAAUGAAGCCAGAGAAGAAGCUCGCAGAAUGUUUGAGGUGGAAAGACUUAAACUGCAGCAAGAAAUACUAGAUCUAAAGGCAGCAAAAAAGCAAGUUGAAGAAGCUCUGAACAAUGUUAUGCAGGCUGAUAAGAUGAAGGCUUCUGAUCUGAGGACUGCCUACCAAGCUCAUCAGGAGGAAAUAAAUAAAAUUAAACGGGAAAGUGAGAAGGAUUUUCGCAGACUAAUGGAUGAGAUAAAAAGUAAAGACAGAGUAGUUUUGGCGCUUGAGAAAGAGCUUGGUGUUCAGGCUGGUUAUGCUCAGAAGUUACUGCUUCAGAAGGAAGCUCUGGAUGAGCAGUUGGUACACGUGAAGGAAACUGAGAAAUAUCAUGGAAGUCCAAAGAGAGAACACCCAGUUGAUAUCACAGAUCUGAUGGGGGUACAGGAGCAGCACUUAGAUGAACGAGAUGUGCGAAGGUUUCAGCUGAAAAUUGGAGAACUGCACUCUGUAAUCAGAAAGCUGGAAGACAGGAACACUUUACUAGCAGAUGAGAGAAAUGAACUGUUAAAACGUACACGUGAAAUGGAAAGUCAGCUAAAGACUCUGGUGGAAAAAGCUAUACGAUCAUCCAAAAAAAAUGAAGAUUUAUUGCAAUCCUUACAGAGAAUGGAAGAAAAACUGAAGAAUGUUGUACGGGAAAAUGCUGAAUUGAAAGAAAAGCUAUCUACACAGCGUUCGUUGAAGCGACACAGUUCAUUAAAUGAUCUGAGUCAGAACCAGGAGAUGCAGGAGAUUGAAUUCUUGAAGCUGCAGGUGCUAGAACAGCAGCAUGUUAUUGACGACCUGACGAUGGAAAGAGAGAGGAUGGUGCGCUCAAAAAUGUUCAAAAGAAAAAGUAUGAAACCACCUAAGAGGCAUGUUGUGGAGACGUUUUUUGGAUUUGAUGAGGAAUCUGUUGACUCUGAAACAUCAUCUGUAACCUCACACACUACAGACAAAACAGACAGGACACCAGCAACACCUGAAGAAGAUUUGGAAGAUAGUAUUCCUAAAGAAGACUCGGAACUGAGGUUUAGGCAGCUGACCAGAGAGUACCAAGCUCUCCAGAGAGCAUAUGCACUACUUCAGGAACAAGUUGGUGGAACGCUUGACGCAGAAAGAGAAGCUAAGACACGUGAGCAACUUCAGGCAGACCUUAUUAGAUGUCAAGCAAAAAUCGAAGACCUAGAGCGUUCUCUGGCUGAAACAGGGCAGGAUUCAACAUGGGUGGAAGAAAAACAGCAGCUCAUCAUAUUCAACCAGGAAUUGUUAGAAAAGAUCCAGAGACUGGAGGCUGAUCAUCUCCAACUAAGGAAUGAGCUACAGGAUGCAAAGGAUCAGAAUGAGCUAUUAGAAUUCAGAGUGCUAGAGCUUGAAGAGCGUGAGAGAUCAUCACCAGCAUUUAAUCUUCAUAUUAAUGCCUUUUCGGACAACAGUGGAAGUGCCCUUCAACUUUUCUGUCAGCAUGAAGGAAUAAAGGAUGUUAGUAUUCCAGACCUGAUGAAGAGGUUAGACAUCCUUGGAGACAAUGGGAACUUACGAAAUGAGGAACAAGUUGCAGUGAUUCAGGCUGGAACUGUCCUGUCGCUUUGUGAAAAGUGGUUGAAACAGAUAGAGGCAACAGAGGCAGCACUGACACAGAAAAUGACAGAUCUGGAAAACGAAAAGGAUCAUUUCAGUAAGCAGAAAGGUUAUCUAGAAGAAGAACUGGACUACAGAAAACAAGCUCUGGACCAGGCAUACAUGAAAAUACAAGAACUGGAAGCUACGCUGUAUAACGCCCUGCAACAGGAUCCUGGCAGAAGAGUGAGUGAGUCUUUAACUGAGAAGCAAAAAGAAGAAUUACAGAAUGCUGUGGAAAAGCUACGGAGGCAGAUUCAGAGGCAAAGCCGUGAGUUUGAUAGUCAGAUUCUGCAGGAGCGGAAGGAGCAACUACAGCAGGCUCACCAGAGGGUUAAAGAACUAGAAGAUAAAAUAGAACAACAGAAGAGACAAAUCAAGGAGAUAGAAGAAAAGCUUUCAUUCUAUGGCCUUGAUGCUACGUUUGUCAUAAGAAAGCAGGUUAAGCAAAACUCAGUGAAAGGAUUGCUCAUUAAAAGAGCAGCAAGACACAGGGAAAAAAAAAGAAAACUGUUUAUCAAAAGAGCACCAAUACAUGGACAAAAGAAGAAACUGUUUAUUAAGGAAACGUUUGAAUUAUACUUUUUAUAAUAUACAUGUUUUGUGUUCAGAUAACUUUACUUGAUAAAUAACAUGGAAGAAUGUUUUUUAUGUCCUGAUUUUCAAACCAGAAUGAAUUAAUUAUUUUAUUACAAAAAUGACUUGAACAACUAAUUUACUAAAAUAUUAUUUUAAUGAGCGAUACAGGAGAAAAGAGAAUAUAAAACUCAAGUGCAAUUAUAUACUGUCUUCACCAAACACGAUUGAUGCACAUUAAAAACUCCAUAUUGCAUGCAAGUUAUAUGAAUGAUGUGCAUAUGAAAUUAUGGAAGACAUAAAGAAUGACUGAAAAGCAUUUACAUAAACUCAGCUCAGCUCACAUGCUUUGAUAUAACCAAAUACAACAGAAGAUGAUAAAGUUUAGUUAAAGUCCACAAUAAUGGAGCCAAAUCCUCUUAAUGCUAAAAUUGGCAUGUUCUACACCGAAGAGGAUGCGACAAUCAGACUCUGCUGACAAGCAGAGAGAAGGAGAUAAAUAUUCUGAGGAAAAGACUUGAAAAAGGGGAGCCACUGAAGAAAAACUGCUGAAUAACUUAUGAGACAGUCGUAUGGAGACAAGCCAGAGGUCAGAAGCCAGAAUCACUAAAAUCAUUCAGCUCUGAUAAGGAUCUCAGUUACUGCAGGGAAGGCUUGUUAGAUAACAAAUUAAUGCAAAUUAGUGAGAAUUUUUUUGAAUGAUAUAAUAACAUCCAGCAAGGGCUGAAGGACAAAAAUAAUAAUGGAUGGUUUGUGAGCCAGCAGCCUGUAAGUAGUCACAGGUCAGAAAGAAGAUGCUGAAAAAGACCAAUGAGAAGGUGCAGUCAGGCUGACAAACUUCAAAGAGAAAAAGAAGCGUGCAAAGAAAAGCAUGAAAAGCAAAUAAUAUUGCUUGGUAUUAGCCGUGGUGGUGCAGCGGUAGCAUUGUUGCCUCACAGCAAGAGGUUCUCCCGUUCAGUUUUCAGC